AUGGCUGGCGGUGGCAUCCCCACAGACUCCCCUGUAGUAGCUGGUGGCUAUCUCACAGGGAAGAAGCUCAUCUACCCCUUGUCUCUGGUCAUCUCCCUCUUCUUCCUCUGGGGCUUCUCGUACGGUCUUCUCGAUGUGCUCAACAAGCACUUCCAGACUGUGCUCGGGAUCACAAAGCUCGAAUCGACCGGUCUCCAGGUCGUUUACUUCGGUGGAGGCUAUCUUUUGUACUCACCAAUUGCAGCUGAAGUCAUGAAGCGCAAAGGAUAUCGAUUCACGAUCAUCAUGGGCCUCAUCCUCUACUCUCUAGGGGCUGUGUUUUUCUGGCCGGUAGCCCAUUUCUCAGACCCAAACAGAACUAUUGCGGCUUUCGGAGGCUUUCUCGCGUGUACCCUGGUGAUUGCUUGCGGUCUUGCCACUCUGGAGACAGCCGCCAACAGCUACGCAGUCGUGAUCGGCCAUCCAGCUACCGCCUCUGCUCGUCUCCAGUUCUGCCAGUCUUGGAACGGUGUUGCGUCGUUCGUUGGACCACUCAUCGCCUCAAAGGCCUUCUUCAGCGGCGAGAACUCGAACAGCUUGACCAACGUCCAGUAUGUCUACCUGGCUGUUGCUUGCGCCGGUGCCGCCGUUGGCGUGCUCUUCUUCUUCAGCAAGCUUCCGGAAGUCUCUGAGUCUCAGGUCCGCUCUGCUUCCAUCGUUGCUGGCAACUCUGAGGAACUCGGUAUCGAUCAAUAUGGUCAACUCAUCAAGGACAAACCCCUUUACAAGGAGUACGACAUGAUCUUCGGAUUCAUUGCGCAGUUCUGCUACGUUGGUGCUCAGGUCACCAUCGCCACCUUCUUCAUCAACUACGCAACAGAAAACGCCACCUUGACCGACGCAAAGGCUUCGCAGAUGCUCUCAUAUGCUCUGAUCACCUUCACCGUCGGGCGUUUCAUCGCGACUGGCUUGGCGACGAUCUUCGAAUCCAAUUUCCUUCUGGUCAUAUACUCUGUCUGCGCCAUUGCAUUGACCUCUUAUGUCUCCGGUGGUCAUGGGAUUGCAGCUGUGGCUGCAUUGAUCAUUGUAUUUUUCACGAUGGCGCCAAUGUACCCAACAAUCUUCACUCUUGGCACUGCAAACCUGGGCAAGAACACACGUCGCGGUGCAGGAAUCUUGGUUAUGGGUGUGUCUGGCGGAGCCGUCUUCCCGCCGAUCCAGGGAGCCAUCGCUGAUGCCGCCAGCACCCGCAUCAGCUACGUUGUUCCAAUGGUCGGAUUCGUCGUCGUCCUCGCCUACGUCGCGGUCCACUGGGCCAGACAUGGCUUCCACAUCCUCCGCGUCAAGGGCGAGAAUGUCGUUGCAGCAUCCCUCGAGGGUGGCGCCGUCGGCGGUGUGGUCCAGACUGUUCAUUACGACGAGCGAAAGCUUAGCACUGUCGACGCUGAGGCCAUCCGCGCAUCCAGCCUGGGUGGUGCUCGGUUGAACUCCGUCACUGGAGGUUACAACAUGGAUACAGAGAAGGAUGGAUACCGCAUUCGAUCUUCGAGCAUCUCUGGCGCCGUCGUGGAGACCAUUGACCAUUCUUACAAGUUGAAGAUGUAA
Messenger RNA from Zasmidium cellare ATCC 36951, 1584 nucleotides. RefSeq lists its product as uncharacterized. Lineage: Eukaryota; Fungi; Ascomycota; Dothideomycetes; Mycosphaerellales; Mycosphaerellaceae. Bases 1 to 1584 code for a protein of 527 amino acids. The transcript has 3 exons. Gene Ontology annotation, molecular function: transmembrane transporter activity. The record is from RefSeq and is a predicted model, not a curated record. Gene Ontology annotation, biological process: transmembrane transport.